AUGAUGUCAGAAGUUAUUCGUAUGCUGCAAGAAGGCGUCUCACCCCUAGAAUUGGACAAACUCACAAAACAAUUCGGAUUCCCCGUUGGAGCAGCAACAUUGGCCGAUGAGGUAGGAUUAGAUGUAUCCGCACAUGUUGCACAAUUCCUUGGCCAAGCACUAGGGCCACGAGUUCGUGGUGGGUCUGCUGAUUUGCUGACUGACAUGAUCAACGCCGGAUUCAAGGGCAAAAAGACAAACAAAGGUAUCUAUGUUUACUCAGACAAAGAUCAACAAAUACGUCUGGCUUCUCGUUUCGUCAACGAGGCUUUGCUCUGCCUAGAAGAAGGUGUCAUUGCCAGCCCGAGUGAUGGAGAUAUUGCGUCGGUAUUCGGCGUUGGUUUCCCACCAUUCUGGGGUGGACCAUUCCGUUUUGUCGAUCUGUAUGGUGCACAGAAGCUGGUCACUGCCAUGGAGAAAUUGGCGGCCUGCCUAUUCUAUGCCGAGCAGGGUGAGUAUUUUUGCGUGUUCAGAAGAACAGAAAAGCGACUCUCGCUUAUUCUUCUUGUGAUGAUCACUAGGUUGUUUGCUCCAUGCCAACUUCUCAAGGAUCACGCCAAGAGCGGAAAGAAGUUCUAUCAGUAA
Cooperia oncophora is the source of this 624-nucleotide messenger RNA. NCBI's taxonomy places the organism in Eukaryota, Metazoa, Nematoda, Chromadorea, Rhabditida, Trichostrongylidae. The record is from the annotation of a GenBank genome assembly.